Messenger RNA from Amblyraja radiata (thorny skate), 2866 nucleotides. Its product is annotated as lysosomal-associated transmembrane protein 4A. The record is from RefSeq and is a predicted model, not a curated record. Gene Ontology annotation, cellular component: lysosomal membrane. The transcript is spliced from 8 exons. NCBI's taxonomy places the organism in Eukaryota, Metazoa, Chordata, Chondrichthyes, Rajiformes, Rajidae. The coding region runs from base 170 to 817 and encodes 215 amino acids.
AAGUUCCAUCGGGCGCCGUUUAACGGACAACAACCAGCCUGAGCGACCUGUCCCCCGCAUCACAACACACACACAGACACUGGUCCAUGUUUACAGAGACAGGGAGCCAACACCAAAGAUACUAGAGGAGCUCCUCUAGUAUCUUUGGCCAACACUGUCAGCGGGGAAGAUGGCGCGAUUCUUCUCCAACUUUUACCAGGGCAGUAACAGGUGCCUCUGCUGCCACUUCCGAACAGGCUGCAUCAUCCUGACCGCUACUUACACGGUUAUCUGGACUGUAAUGGCUGGAUUUGAACUGGUGAGAUUAUUCAGGCCAGAUUCAAAAGUAGAUGUUUCUGUGGUCGGUAUUCAUUUUGAAGGCUUUUUUCAGGGAGUGGACACUUUUACAUCUCUUAUUUUUGUCAUUUUCCUGACUGCUGUCAGUGGCUUGGCAGUUUAUGGAAUUAUUAAGUACUAUCCGUAUUUUCUGAUUCCAUUUAUAAUUUACCUGGUAGUGGACUUCAUCAUCUAUUGCAUAGAAGUAGUUGGCAUCUACGUUGAGUUACCAGAACGCGUACAUGUCAAGUAUUAUGUUAAAAACGUGUUUUAUUUCCCAGAAAAGGAAGCUGUUUCUGGCCCAGGCAGCAGAAGAGCAAUGAUUAUGUUUUCACUUAUGUUCAUAUCAGUUAUGCUUUUAAAGUGCUACUUCAUCCGUGCUGUGUGCAAAUGCUACAAGUUUAUUAAGGAUUUGGAACACGAGAGCAGCUUGGUGGACACGCUCCUUGAUCUUCGUUCUCGGGAAGGAGUUACACCAACACCUAAACCGAAAACUCAAUAACCCGGCCUCCAGCAUAUAUUAUCAAGUUGCCAUUAAAUGAGGAGGUUGUAAACAAAACACUAGAAGAAUUGCCAAUGAUGAAGUCUCCAUCUUCCGACACAACAAUGUAUUUAACAGUUGCCUGACAUGAACAUGUGUAUGUUCGGUACCUGUGAAAAAUGUUAGCGUGCAGUAUUACACUGGGUAAAAUCCUGAACUUCAAACAGUUUUUUAUUUGGGUAUAAUGGGUUUUAUAAUUGUUACAUGUGAUCGUUGAGAAUUUUGUGUUGUACAUUAUAAUCUCAAAACCUACACAAGUGAGGACAUUUUGAAUGCUUAUGGUUAAUGUCCAUUGUACUUGCUAAACACCUAAUUCUGAUAUUGACAGCUAUUAGAAACCAUACGUGUGUCUGUAAAGUGGCACAUUUAAUGGUAAAAGUUAAAGCCGACUAGUCACACUUUCAGUCCUGGGCCAUGAACAUCCAUUCCUGGGUGCCGCAGGUGUUUUCCAGAUAGUUUAAGACCAUGCCCAUCAAACUAAACAGCAGCCGGCAAAUUCUGAAAUAAAAUGCAAAACGCUGGGAAUAAUCAGCAGAUUCAGUGAGCUAUAUCCCAUGAAUUCCAGACUGCAGAGAACAACUCCUUUUAGAAAAGGAAUCAACAGGUCAUCAGGAAUGAAUUAUAAGCGGAUAAUAACCACACAUUUCAAAUUUUCUCCCUCUUCCGGUACUAAUGCAAUGGUUUUUUUCUCCUAUAGUGGUUCCGUUUGAGCUGAGAAAGAUCCAUUUCCCAUUAUGUUUUUCUUUAUCUACUACUUUUUAUUUACCAUACCUACUGACACCAAAAUAUACAUCUGAUAGUCAUCAGAUGAUGGCCACAACUCAGGAAUGAUUUCCUAGCAGUUUGGAAUGUUGCAGUUGACUAAAAAAAUAAUUACAGCCUAAUUCAACAACUAUUAAGAUUUUUAAACAAUCAUUUUCUCAUGGACUAAUAUGCAAUUUGUGGAAUACUGGAGAAGCACCUGAAUCAUAAUUUAUAGCACAAGCUGCUUUAUCUGCCUCCAGUACUGUCACAAUGUUACUCAGACAGAAAGGGUGGCAUGUUUGCAUGUAUCAGAGUUUGAUUGUAGAAGUUUGAAGCUUCAGUGGAUUUUUGUCCAGUCUCAAUAAGUCCACCAAUUGAGCGACAACACAACAGAACGCAUUUGUCAAGCGAGCUCCCUGUUUGCGGGACUUAGUAAGCAGAUUUCAAUCGGCUAGUUGAGGGAAAAAGCAGAACUUAAAUAUUGUAAUCCUUUAUUCAAAAUAACAAAGUUGCUCAUGUUUGAAAUCACAAUUGGCUACCGAAUAUUUGAUCCAUGAUGACCACCUGAGAAAGGCAUCUAGAUGUCUUUCUGCUAAUUAGUUAUAAUUUGAGCUUAAAUAACAUCUUCAAACAUAUUUGAUUUUUGCCACUAUUUACGAAAGCUUCACAUGCUUUCAAUACUUAUCACAAUUUUCUGACUGUAAAUUUAGUUUUAAAACUUGGAAUCCAUAGCUUAAGUAUUUAAUUAUUUUCUAUUUAUUACCCAUAAUUUUCUCUUUCUAUAAUAUGUGCUUUAAGUAAAGUUCCCUGUUUAUCAGUGGAAUGGACCAUUUAAAAGGAACAUUGGCUUGAUUAUUAUUUUUUAAUUGUUCAAAAUGCACAACUUGAGAAAAGAUAGGGGAGCAUUGAAGUGGCAAGAUGUAAAUGUGCCCUUUUAAAUUUGACUGUAAAAUUGUACAAAUAGAAUAUAAUCUUUCUUGGUAUAUUUGUAGCUUUCUAUAUCAUUUUGAAAUCUGUGGUACUAUAUGUUAUGGCUGAACUGUGGCAAUUGCAGUUGUCCUCGCAUUUAGUGCAAUCAGUAACAAAUCAUUUGUUUUAGCUGGUUCUUCUGUACAAUGAGCUUACUUAAAUAAAUUAUACAAGCAAUACAAAUUGUUUUGAGUUGUGCAAAAAUCCGUAAUGUUGGAAGCUUGUAGUUGAUGAAAACGCUGUAUGUACAAAAUGCACAAUCUGCACAUUUAUAUUAUUCCUGUUUAGAAAGGAACU